Colletotrichum orchidophilum is the source of this 909-nucleotide messenger RNA. RefSeq lists its product as uncharacterized. The record is from RefSeq and is a predicted model, not a curated record. The coding region runs from base 1 to 909 and encodes 302 amino acids. The transcript is spliced from 2 exons. NCBI's taxonomy places the organism in Eukaryota, Fungi, Ascomycota, Sordariomycetes, Glomerellales, Glomerellaceae.
AUGCCGCUCUCCACCUACCUCGUUCAGGCGUCCAUCGCGGUGUUGUUGGUCAUCUUCGGGAUCCAGAUGCAAACGACUGCUGCCCAGGCUACGCCGCUGACUUGCAAGAACGUCGAUCAGCCGAACCCCAUUUUCAGCCAAUAUCCGAACAAUGCGACCGGUCUUUUGAACGUCACCAUGACCAUCAUCCCGAUUUCCAUGGCGACAGCGCGCCAAAUCAUCCCGCAGCAGUAUGGCAUUCUCGAGAGCGUCUAUCGGGCGCUCAUGCCAAACUUCCCCGCCGACAUGUAUCCGGUUAUCGUUCAGGCCGGCCACGACCACGACAUUCGUUUUCAGGACUUUGGAAUUCCCGACUUCAGUAAAGCUGGCUUUGAAUUCCCCUUCCUGGAUCUCCUGGACGACGGCGCAUCGUCUUUUCGGUGGGCUCCCGAGCAACUGAUUUCGGCCACCAACCCCGCUGCUGUCGUCGGCUCCCAAGCGUACGGCACCGAAGUCCACGCCGCCACCUUUGCCCCCGAAUGCAACGCAUACUCGGCUGCUCCUGGAGGCGGCACUUCAUUUAACGGCACCGCGGGUGCCAAGUACAUGUCUCUCGAGGUGAAGAUGUCUUCGUGCGGAGGCAAAGCAUUUCCCUACACUCUGGCAAUGUUCGACGCCAUCGUCAACCAGCCCAUCUUCGCCAACGGCUCGACCUGCGACCAGCAGAUCCGCCUCUUCAACACCUCUGUAACCACCGGAGCCUUCCAGCCGGUACCAGUGCGCGGGACGCUCAAGUCCAACCUCGGACCGUUCCAGGCUGAUGUAGCAUUCUCCGACGUGGCUGGUUUCCAGGCUGCCACGCCCUUUAUCGAAAACAACUAUCUUCCUUGCGAAAUGUUUAGAGGAUAUAAACCCGCCAAGACUACUUGA